AUGAUUCGACCUGACUGUAAUAACGAUUUUUGGAAGGAACGCUUCAUAAGUGGUCUCCCUUCCCUCUUUGCAGAAAAGGUCCGAACAAAAAUCAAGGACAGAUUCGAGGGAAAAAUCCCUUAUGACAUCCUAACAUAUGGUGACUUGAUCAGUUUUAUCACUACCGUAGGAAUAGAUCUAUGCACCGAUAUCAAGCUUAAGAAACAACUUAAGAACGAUAGUACUUCUAAGUAUGGAUUGGGAACCUUUUGCCAAGACUAUGGUUUCUCCAGCCCCAGCAAAAAACACAAGAAAAGGAUUACCAAACCUCGCACAAAGACUACUUCCAGUAAGAAACCUUUCAGACGAGACUCUUAUAAACCCAGUAGAAAAUCUACUAAGCGGAAAACCGCUAAGGUUAAAGAUGCUUGCUGGACUUGUGGCAAAACCGGCCACCGAGCAAAGGAUUGCAAGUCCACAAAGAAGAAGAAGAUAAACCAGCUAGAUCUCUCUGAAGAGACCAGAGCUAAUUUAUUUUCUAUAAUGGAAGACUCGCCCGAAUCUUCUGAAUCUUCCUGCACCUCUUCAAGCGAAGACUACAGCGAUGAAGAAUUCAUCAAUGCUGCUUAUGAGUCUGAUCAAUCCCAGUCUGGUCAAGAUU
This is a messenger RNA of Capsicum annuum, 640 nucleotides long. RefSeq lists its product as uncharacterized. The record is from RefSeq and is a predicted model, not a curated record. Gene Ontology annotation, molecular function: zinc ion binding; nucleic acid binding. NCBI's taxonomy places the organism in Eukaryota, Viridiplantae, Streptophyta, Magnoliopsida, Solanales, Solanaceae. The transcript has a single exon. The annotation marks the transcript as partial.